CUCCGAGCCACCCGUGACUACUAGUUCAAACCAUUUCAUCUAAUAGGCUCCAAGUCAUAUGCCGAAUCACCGACCUGGGCAGAUUCCGUAGGUGGGCAGCAAUAACAGUAGAUGCAGGAGGUCGAGUUGGCAUGUGCUUAUAGUACCUUUUGGCCAGGGGGAUAUAAGUCGUAUGCCUCCUCCAAGACUUGCUAAUCUGUAUCAACGCCAUCAGCACACUCCUUUGGUCCUGAACAAAAUCACUACUUUCGUUUUUCCAACUACCCAACGAUCAUUUCUCAAAAUGCGUCUGUCUUCUUUCGUUAUGUGGGCUUUGGCAUCUACUGCUUCUGCCAUCGCCAUCGGAGAGCCUAGCCCAGUCAUCGCGAACCGGGAGGUAUCUUCUCCUGGCGCUUCGGAGUUGUACAACGAGCUCAAGAACUUGGCCGUUCGCGACAUUGAGGAGACAUUCAAACGGGAAGAUUCUACUGAUUUGGCCAUCAUUCCGGACCACCCUUCCGCUUUAGCAGCACGCCAAGGCGGCUGGUUCAACUUUGGCGUCUUCAACUGCAGAAGAGCCAACCCCAUCUCUGUCACAGCAUACGUCGUUGCGGCCAAGGUUGCUUGGGACCAAGCCACAGGCCUGUGCAAGGUAUGGCUCUCGAACAAAGAUUUCAAGUACGACAUCACUGUUCGUCUCUCCAACAACAACGAUCCCAACACCCGCCAAGAGGUCACCGUACGUGCCGCGACUUGCAACUCAGAGUACUCUGUCUCUUUCUUGAGGGAUGGUAGCGGAUUCAAGCUUGAGGUUGGAGGGCAGUCUAAGCCGGCGCCUUCUCCUCCUGGAACCCGUCGCUCCCUUCCUGCGAACACCUCCGAGAAUCCCUUCCACAAGAGGAGACUCAUGAUCGGAGCUUAAGCAUCUGAUGGGACCAGCUAGUUCUAUACAAUUAGACACAUGCAUCGUCAGCAAGCGACGCAAGGUGGUGAAGCAGCUAGUAGAUCGUCACGACUAGACUGCCGCACUCAUGAAUCAUUUGGAAGGCAAGUCAAGCUUGCAGAAUGUUGGCACACUGUCUCGUAACCUUUGCUUGACUUAGCACGAAGUAACGCUCCAAAUGUUGGUUGUGAGAUAGAAAUUUUACACAUGGUUCUCUAUGGGUCGGGUCAGUUCAUGAAGUUAGCGGAAGAAGUAUCAAACGGAGGAAGGUAUGUCCAUGUAUUUGUGGCAAAUCAAAGAUGUCGUAUGCUUUACAAAUGUUCACUA
Colletotrichum godetiae is the source of this 1249-nucleotide messenger RNA. RefSeq lists its product as uncharacterized. Lineage: Eukaryota; Fungi; Ascomycota; Sordariomycetes; Glomerellales; Glomerellaceae. The coding region runs from base 173 to 901 and encodes 242 amino acids. The transcript has 2 exons. The record is from RefSeq and is a predicted model, not a curated record.